Periconia digitata is the source of this 498-nucleotide messenger RNA. The record is from the annotation of a GenBank genome assembly. Lineage: Eukaryota; Fungi; Ascomycota; Dothideomycetes; Pleosporales; Periconiaceae.
UAUCUAUUCUUCGUAUUAACUUCAACACAAAAUACAAUAUUCAAAUCGUAUAAACCAAUUUUUCUGAAUCCUCGAAUCUAUUCAACCGUCGUCAAAAAGCAAACCCACAGUCAACCAGCAACAAUGGAUAAGACGACCGCCGCCGCAGACAAGCUCGGUGCUAACAAAGGCACAAACCCCAUUCCCCAAGAGGUACGUCAUCACUGUUAUCAGCUCCCUUUCGACUGCCUUUCCCAAGAUUCAACAGCAAAACGUUUACUAACAUGUACAUCUUUCUUCUCCUGGAAACAGAACCCCUCAAUUAUUUCCUCGGCCGGUGCAAUCGGCAAGCAAUUCAAUCCGGACGGCGCCAUUGGCCAAAUUGGAGAGAAGGUUGGAGGUCCGUUGAGCAAGGACGGAGUCAUCGGCUCGCAGUUUGAUGCGAGCAAGAAUGGUAUUGCGGGACAUGUCGAGAGAGCUGUCGAUGGACCUAGCAAUCCCGCUGGAAGCUCGAAAUAG